Molecule: messenger RNA, 1148 nt
Organism: Mytilus californianus (California mussel)
Lineage: Eukaryota; Metazoa; Mollusca; Bivalvia; Mytilida; Mytilidae
Exons: 4
Coding region: 85-975 (296 amino acids)
Source: RefSeq, a predicted model, not a curated record
AAACCACAGGACACUUUUACAAUAUAUCUUGUAAAAACCACAUGGAAUGGUGCCUCACAACUCUGCCAAACCAUCAAUGCUGAAAUGUCAUCGCCAAAUCGCAUAGCUAAUUCAUCGAGAGGUACACAACAACCAGGAUCAUACUGGUUAGCGCAAAUUAGAAAAGUUCAGUACUAUUUAUCCAAAGACUUUGUACCCGGAACUGAGAACUACUGCCUUGCUGCACGAGUAAAACCGAAUGGACAUCUUGACAUUUUACUUAGGUCAUGUGACCAACUGUUACCUGCAUUAUACUAUCUUAAUAUUUCGCCUCAGCUACCAGGUACUACACAAAACGGAACAAAUAGAUUUGCCACUCCAACUGGAGGUAAAGAUGGACCAUCACGUCAACCUGUAUCGGAUGGGGUAUUAGCUGUUGUUGUGUCAGUACCUUGUUUAGUUGUUGUUGUCGCUGCAGUCACUGGUGGGUUCACUUACAGAUGGUUUCAUAAGAAAGCACAGAAUAUGAACGGACUAAAUAAUUUGCCAAGGGAAAUAUCCUAUUAUGAGUCGUCGGGUGAUUUUCCAACUACAACUACUACAACCGAACAUGAAGUUUCUAGUGGCUAUGAAAUGACAGAUAUUGCGUACUCUGAACCAAUCGAUUGUAUAGAUAACGAGGAUCGAUAUAAUCAUAUAGAUCAUACACGACACCACGAAAUAAAAGAAUCUUUAACGUCGAGUAAAUAUCAUGUCAUGGUUUCCAAUGAAGACAAGAUGAUCGUGGACGGUUAUCAUUCCAUAAAUCAUUUUUCUAAAGAUCGUGCACUAAAUAAAGACUAUGACAGAAUGUCUACACUUAUAGUGGAGCAACCUGGCGGCUGUUUGGAAGAACAAACCUCAUCCAAUGUCUAUAAUACAGUACCUUCUGAUGAAUACAACGAGGACACUUAUUAUGAUAUCGAUUAUAUUGAUAGCAAUGAAUCUGAUCAAUAAUCAAUAACUUUAUCGUCAUUAUCGACUUUCCGGACUAUAUCAACAAAUAGUCGAUAUUUUGUAUGAAUAUUUACAUAUCGUCUUGUACUAUUUAAAUCAAAUCAUAUAUGAAUGAAUAGAUUCAGAUUCAGAUCGAUGUAUGUUGGACAUUAUUUUUAGAUUAACACAGUAAA